AGAAAAGUGAGGGUUUUAUGUUGAGAGAGACCAUGGAAAAGUGAUAAGCAAUUAAACGUGAAUCAAGGAUUUACAUGGCUGUAGUACGCUCCUAUUAUCCGGAGUUUACAGAAGAUCAAAUUGUUGACCUUAAAGAGAAGGAGUUCUCGUCUUGGUUGCAAUACUAUGUAUCAGAUGGAGUUUCUAAAGGUCAAUCAUUUCCAACAUGGUUACUAGAGUUCUCUAACGGACCAAACUACAUUGCAAAAUCCUACCCGAGGUAUUGCACAAGAGGAUAUGCUUUUAGGAUUUAUGAGGAUGGAACUAGGAGGACCACAACUGAUUCUGGUAUAUCUGUUCAAGCUGGUGGUGUUGUAUACUACGGUAUCCUUAGAGAAAUAUUGGAAAUUCGCUACCCGGGAAUGUUGAACAUGAGAUGCAUUGCAUUUUUGUGUGACUGGUACGACCCCGUGGUUGGUAGUGGUGUACGAGUUGACCAAUUCGGUGUUACAUCAAUAGACUCAAGACGAAGGUUAUUGAAAUACGAUCCAUUUAUACUUGCAUCACAAGCAGACCAGGUAUGCUACAUCAAUUACCCUCGAGUGACGCGCGUCAACGACCCAUGGAUAACAGUGACGUCGGUAAACCCAAGAGGUCAAGUAUAUGGAGUUGCAGCCCACGAGCCUCUACAGGCAAGCAGAAGUUGUCAGAUGGCUUCAGUUGAGCAUUCCCUUGAAGUUGAUCUUAUGGUUGACUUCACCUUAUUUGAAGAUGAAAUAGUGCAUUCAGAGUCAGAGGAAUCAGUUGGAGAAUUUGAUGAUGAUAUAGACUCAAUUCCUUCUGACUAUUCAACAGAUUCAGAGUAGAUAAUAAAUGUUAACUUUAUUU
Messenger RNA from Arabidopsis arenosa, 867 nucleotides. NCBI's taxonomy places the organism in Eukaryota, Viridiplantae, Streptophyta, Magnoliopsida, Brassicales, Brassicaceae. The record is from the annotation of a GenBank genome assembly.